Alosa sapidissima (American shad) is the source of this 1157-nucleotide messenger RNA. RefSeq names its product C-X-C chemokine receptor type 3-like. The coding region runs from base 47 to 1069 and encodes 340 amino acids. Gene Ontology annotation, molecular function: C-X-C chemokine receptor activity. Gene Ontology annotation, biological process: inflammatory response; immune response; G protein-coupled receptor signaling pathway. The record is from RefSeq and is a predicted model, not a curated record. NCBI's taxonomy places the organism in Eukaryota, Metazoa, Chordata, Actinopteri, Clupeiformes, Clupeidae. Gene Ontology annotation, cellular component: membrane. The transcript is spliced from 3 exons.
CCUCUUUCGUGACACUGACAGUUUUUAAGAAGAACAAUGGGGGAAUAUGCCGGCUACGUUUUUACUGGAGAUGACCUGUUGUUUGAUGACAAUUACGACUACCAGCAGUAUUGGUUAUGACGAGACCUGCUGCGCUGGCAACGUGUGCGAUCAGGACCGCAGCAUGGAGUUUGCGGCGGUCUUCAUCCCGGUCCUGUACUCGGUGGCGCUGGUUCUGGGGCUGCUGGGAAACGGGCUGGUUCUAGCGGUGCUGUGGAAGAAGAAGCGGACUUGGAGUGUGACGGACACCUUCAUCCUGCACCUGGCCCUGGCCGAUGUCCUGUUGCUGUUCACACUGCCGUUCUGGGCUGUGGAGGCAUCUAGGGGGUGGAUAUUUGGCACUACCCUCUGUAAGAUCACUGGAGCAGUGUUUAAGAUGAAGUACUACUGUGGGAUCUUCCUCCUAGCCUGCAUCAGUGUGGACCGCUAUGUGUCCAUCAAUCACGGUGUACAAAUGUACUCCCCCAAGAAGCCCUGGGUAGUUCAGGCCAGUUGCCUGGCCGUGUGGUUUAUCUGCUGUCUGCUGUCCAUUCCCGACUGGCUGUACCUUAGUCCUUCGUACGAUCCUAGACGAGAUAAGACAGAGUGUGUGCCUCUCUACCCUGUGCCCCAGGGGAACUGGCGUUCAGGUUUCCGUUGGCUCUACCACAUUCUAGGAUUCCUCCUCCCAGCCGCGGUCAUGGUGCUCUGCUACACCCGCAUCUUGCUGCGUCUCUGCUGUGGCUCUCAGAAUCUACAGAAGCAGAAAGACAUGCGGGUAAUUGUGGCCCUGGUGAUUGCCUUCUUCAUCAGCUGGACGCCCUACAACCUCACCCUGAUGGCAGACACGCUGCAUGCCAACGACAGUUCGGCCUCCGGCAACGCCUCCUGCGACACGUUCACCACCCUGGACAUCUCCCUGACCAUCACCUCCUCGCUGGGCUACCUGCACUGCUGCAUCAACCCUGUGCUGUAUGCCUUCGUGUGGAUGAAGUUCCGCCGCCACCUAGUGGAGAUGCUGAAAAGAGGCUCUACGCUGCCUGCUGAAUAGCAGGAUGGCCAGAACAUCACACAGGGCUCCAUGUGGUCGGACACGGUGGACACCACCAACACCUCUGCCUCCUUGGGGGUGGGGGGUG